GCUGUCUGUCCCAUGAACAUGAGGAAUCACACCUUCGUGACAGAGUUCAUCCUGCUGGGAAUUUCUAACUCUGAAGGGCUCGAGAGCAUGAUCUUUGUCCUGUUCCUGGUCUUCUAUGUCUUCGCCUUGCUGGGGAACCUGCUCAUCUUCCUCACCAUUCUGGCUUCCCCCAACCUCCACACUCCCAUGUAUUUCUUCCUGGGAAACCUGGCAGUGUUUGACCUAUUUUUCCCUUCUGUGAAUUCUCCUAAGAUGAUGGCCUACCUAGUGGGGCAGAGCCGCACCAUCUCUUACCAGGGCUGUGCUUCUCAGAUUUUCUUUUACCACACUCUGGGUGGCACCGAGUGUUUCCUGUACACAGUGAUGGCCUAUGACCGCUUUGUGGCCAUUUGUCACCCUAUGAGAUACACAGUCAUCAUGAACCACAGGGUGUGUACCUCCCUCACAGUGGGCACUUGGCUGGGGGGCUUUGCCCAUGGAAGCAUCCUCACAUUUCUUAUCUUUAAGUUGCCCUACUGUGGCCCCAAUGAGGUGGACAGUUUCUUUUGUGACAUUCCGGUGGUGCUGUCCCUGGCGUGUGCAGACACUUCUCUAGCACAGACUGUGAGUUUUACCAACGUGGGUGUUGUUGCACUCACGUGCUUUGUCCUGGUCCUCAUUUCUUACACUCGCAUUGUUAUCUCCAUCUUGCAAAUCCGGUCCUCAGAAGGCAGGCGCAGAGCCUUCUCCACCUGCAGUGCCCACCUCACAUCUAUCAUCCUGGUCUAUGGGCCAGUGAUUCUUGUUUACCUCAGACCUGCUUCCAGUCCCUGGUUAGACUCUGUUGUUCAGGUGUUUAACAAUGUUGUCACCCCUUCCCUGAAUCCUUUGAUUUAUUCCUUGAGAAACAAGGAAGUGAAAGUAGCCCUAAGAAAGGUAUUAAGUCAAGUGGCCCCAGCUUUGGGGUAUAAGCAAUAG
Molecule: messenger RNA, 957 nt
Organism: Nannospalax galili (Upper Galilee mountains blind mole rat)
Lineage: Eukaryota; Metazoa; Chordata; Mammalia; Rodentia; Spalacidae
Product: olfactory receptor 958-like
Exons: 1
Coding region: 13-957 (314 amino acids)
Biological process (GO): G protein-coupled receptor signaling pathway
Cellular component (GO): membrane
Molecular function (GO): G protein-coupled receptor activity; olfactory receptor activity
Source: RefSeq, a predicted model, not a curated record